GAUAUGAAAGGAUAGGAGUGAAUUGCCUUUCUGACUGAUAGAAUAGGUCAUGCAUGCAUGGGUCAAUCAGUUGCUUCCAAAUAUUUCUACCUUUAUUUAUCAUUUGCUUUCCUUUCCAUUUCCUAUUACUAGUCAUUUCAAGCAACCCUACUUUUUUCCAUAUAUAUAUACACUCUAAAACUGGACUAUUGAUCUAUAGGAGUAUUUUGUUUUUGGUGUAGUUUUAGGUUUUUACUACAUAAUUGGAAAUGGAGACAAAAAGUAAUAUGUUUAAAGAUGGAGAAGAGGAAGAAAAGGACUGUAGUUCUAGAUCAGGUGACUCUGUAGAAGAAGAUAAUGAUGAAGAAGAAAUUAAGAGGAAAAUAUCUUGCCACUCUUUGUAUGAUCUUUUGGUUGAGACUCACUUGGACUGUUUGAAGCAGGUUUGUUUGGGGAUCACUGAGAUUGAAAAAAUUGAGAAAGUUGAAGAAAAGUCGUCAAAAUAUAAGAAAGUUAUCUCACGCACAAUGGAUCAUCAAGCAGAAUUGAACAAUAAGUUCAGCUCACUCACAAUGGAUCAUCCAGCUGAGCUGGACAACUUCAUGGAAGCAUAUUGUGUGGCUCUAAGCAAGCUAAAAGAAGCAAUGGAGGAACCCCAUUUAGAGUCCAUAAGGUUCAUCAAUCAUAUGUAUUCUCAGCUCAGUGAACUCAUGGAGCUUCCUUCUUCUGCUUCCAUCCCAGCUAAUUUUGCUGGGAUGAAGGCGCAUGGAAACAAAUGAAAUGGUGGCAGCAUGAGGAAGCUAGCUGAUAGAGCCAAAAUCUAUAAGCUCACAAUUUAGCAUCUUCUAGUUAUAGUUACUAAUAAUUAAGUUACUGUAUCUAUCUUUAAUUAGUGAUCGAUCGAUAUAUAUAUGGUGGAAUUUUCUUUGUUGUAGGCUGCCACAAGUCAUAACUAAGGGGUUGAAAUGUUCUAAUAUGAUUAAGAAAUUAAUGUAACAUUAAUUCCUCAUAUUCUAUGUUACGUCCACCAUUAGUACUAGCUAUAUCAGGUCCAUCAUGUUAUAAUGUAAUACAUUUAAUUUCUGCAAGUGUUAUCUUCCAC
Capsicum annuum is the source of this 1081-nucleotide messenger RNA. RefSeq names its product homeobox protein knotted-1-like 6. The record is from RefSeq and is a predicted model, not a curated record. Lineage: Eukaryota; Viridiplantae; Streptophyta; Magnoliopsida; Solanales; Solanaceae. Gene Ontology annotation, cellular component: nucleus. Gene Ontology annotation, molecular function: DNA binding. The transcript is spliced from 4 exons. The coding region runs from base 249 to 758 and encodes 169 amino acids.